AUGUCUCCCAAAGAUAAAAAUGAAAAAAGUAGUCCUACACCUUUGGAAAUUAAUAAUAAUAAUAUAGAAAAUAAUAGUAAUAAUAAUAAUAAUAUUCCGACACCAAAAUUAUUAGUAAAUGAUAUUGUAAUAAAUAUAAAUAGUAAUAGCAAUAAUAAAAGUAAUAAAAAUAGUAAUAAUAAUAAUAGUAUUAAAAAAAAUAAUGAAUAUAUUGAUAGUGAUAGCGAUAGUGAUAUAGAAAUACAAUGUAAAAGUAGUGUUUUAUUUGUUAGUCCAAAGCUGACACCUGUAAAUAAUAAUAGUAGUAGUAGUAGUAAUUUUAGUGAUAAAACUCAACCGUCACCACCAAUACAAAUAACAAGCGAUGAGAGUACAAGUGAUAGCGAUAGUGAAUUCGAAAUGGCUGAAAAUGAAGAAUUAGAACCACCUUGUAUAAUCGAUUAUUCAGACCAGAUGGUUUCAAUUGCUAUACCGGUAUUCUUCACCAUGGUUGUGGUGACAGCGGUUAUUCGUGCAAUUUCAGUGCCCGACAACCAGUCUUCACCACCACCUGCCAAUCGUAUUGAUAUUCCAGCGGGCUUCAAGUAUGAUACAGACCCCAACAUCCAACAAGUCUUCCUCAACACAUUGAUCAAUUCACUCAUCUUUCUUGGUGUAGUGGUACUGAGCACUGUGAUCAUGGUCAUUUUGUACAAAUUUAAAUUCAUGAAAGCAUUGUAUGGGUGGUUAAUGGCUACCUCUAUAUUACUACUUGGUGUAUUUGGUGGAUUUUUGUUUAUAUUGAUUUUAACAUAUGUAAAUAUAGCAUUGGAUUAUCUUACAUUUGUUUUUGUAGUAUGGAAUUUCAGUGCUGGCGGUAUCGUUUGUAUAUUUUGGUUUUGUCCAAAAUACUUGAAUCAAGCAUAUCUAAUUUGCUUAAGUGCAUUUUUAGCUUUGUUUUUGGCAAGAUUCCCAUCUUGGACAACUUGGGCAAUUUUGGUGUUGGUUUCUAUCUAUGAUAUUUUUGCCGUGUUAUGUCCAGGUGGUCCACUACAACAAUUGAUUGAAACUGCAAGAAAAAGAGGUGAGAGUAUACCUGCUCUUAUCUACAAUGCAUCUGUUUUCAUUGGUAUGGCUGAAUCGGAAUCAAUUGAAAUGAAUACAACAACAACAGCAACACAACAACAACUACUACAGAAUAAUACUAAUAAUAGUCAAAAACCAUCACCAUUCCCAACACCUACUAGUAUACCAAUCAAUCUUCCAUCGCAAUCAGAGAUGAUAGAACCAAAGAGUUCUCCAAAUAGCGAGAGUAUGUCUACAGGUGUUUCAACAUCGGAACUCUCUGAAUCAACUGACUCGGUCACACUUGAGAAAGGCAGAGGAAUCAAACUUGGUCUUGGUGAUUUCGUAUUCUACAGUGUCUUGGUUGGAAGAGCUGCCUAUAAAGAAAUCAUUCUUGUUUUCAUUUGUUUCGUAGCUAUUUUAACUGGUUUAUUCAUUACACUGUUAUUGUUGGCUGUUUAUAAAAGAGCAUUGCCUGCAUUGCCUAUCAAAAUGAAAUUUAAUAAACUAUUGUUAGUUUCAAUAUUAUUGAUAGUUCAUUUAUUUCACAAAACAAAUGCAUUUACUAUUACCAGAAUAUCAGAGAGGUUGGGAUAUACCGAUGGUGGCAAUCUAUUCAGAAUAGAAUCACCAGAUUUCCCAGUUCUACUACCAACUUUGAAAGUUAUUAAUGGUAAUAAGGAAGCUGUUUUCGCUUAUAGAGGUCUUGUUGCUACCAAUAUUUAUGAAUGGGUAGUACCUGCAAAACCAAUGGAUUUGACUAUAUUAAAAAAAAGAGGAAGAGAUAAUAAUGAUCAACAAGUAAGGCUUCAUAUAAUAUUAGCUAAUACACCUAAUCCACUUUAUCAAUAUGAUUUUAACUAUGUCACACCUGUAAUCGAUGAUUUCAAACCAAAAAGUAAUUAUCUUCAUCAAGCUGGAACAUCGGUAACAAUCUCUGGUAAUUACUUCAAGUUACACGACUAUGACACGGAUCCAGAGGUUCGAUUCGAUGGUGUUCAGGCUGUUGUUACAUCGGCAAGUGGUUUUAAAAUUAUUUGUGUUGCACCAACUGCUGUCGCUGUUAACGAUUUAGUGCUUAAAGUUAGGCUUGCCACUGGAAAAGAAAUUAAAGCUGAUUUUCUAUUCCAAAACAUCAUGCCAAUUGUCGAUGAUGUUUCACCUAAUAAAGCUGUCAGCCAAGUCAGUAAGAACAUCAAGAUCUACGGUAAGGAAGAUUCAAUCAUACCAGAGGCUGACCAACCCGCCACCACUAUUGCUAUUGGUGGUCAACCGUGUACCAACGUCAGAUUCCUUCAAAAAGGUGUCAUUUCUUGUGAUACACCUCUGCUUACAGUAGCCGCUGGAUUAUCAACACCAUUUGAUAUUACUAUUCAAAUCAGAGCAACAGUAUUUACUCAUGUUCCCAAGUUUAUUGUUUAUACUCCUGUAAUUUCCAACUUUUUACCUAAAUUCAGUUUGGCUGCUGGUGGUACCAGAGUAGUUGUUAGUGGUAGACAUUUAAAUGAUAUCGAUGCCAUAAGAAUAGGUGAUUCUAAUUGUGUUGUGGAUUAUAAUUCUUACAAUAAGGAUGCAAAUACUGAGGUCGAAUCUAUUUCUUGUACAGCAGCUUCCUGUGAUAUGGGAGGGUUAUCCGAAAAAGUCAAUAACUUCAAUGUCAUCGUUGAUGGUCAGAUCUUUAAUGCCGGUUUAAAUCCAACUUUCACUUACUAUGUUCCUGCCAUCAAGUCUAUAGAACCAGAAUCCAUCACCGAAGCCAUCAGAAAAUCAAUUGUAAUCCGUGCAAAUUAUGUUAAUUCAGUUACCAAAGUAACCAUAGGUGGAGUCGAUCACAUACCAAGUUCCGUUUUACAUAAUAAUAUGAUCAUUGUUGAGAUCAAUGCUGCCAGUUAUCAACCUGGAUCCUACGAUGUCACAGUUGUUGCUGAAAAUAUCUUGACCAACAAAUUGAAUUUGGAUAUUGGACCACCUGAUAUUAUUGAUCUCAAUAUCAAGAAAGGAUUCAUCAACUCUUACACUCCAGUGACCUUCCGAGUUCGUAGUUUUCCAGUUGUUCCACUUGAAGAUAUGGACACUGUCAUUGCCUUCAAAAUUGGUACUCAAUUCUGUGAAUAUUUAGAAAGAACAUCCAACACUGAAUAUACAUGCUCCGUCCCACCAAAAGGUAUUGUUUCUACUGACCUCAUUUCAUUAGUUAUCAACGGUGUCGAGAAAAUAACAGGGUUUGGUUUCAGUUAUGCCAUUCCAACAGUUACUGGUCAGACUCAAUCUUCCAACAUUCCAAUGGGUGGAGGUAAUCUUGUUAUAGAUGGACUUGGAUUGAACUUUGUAACCUCUAUCAAAUUUGCCACCUCGGAAAUCAAGAUUUCAAGUUGCGCAGUAAAUGGAGAAGUCAAAAUUACAUGUCCAAUUCCGAGAUUUAAAGUAGGAAACUAUCCAGUUUCUUUGGUUGUCAAUAUCAAUGGCGUUGAUUACUCUUAUUUAACUGGACAGAGUCUUGCCUAUGUCGGUCCAUCCCUUACCUCUGUUAGACCAAGUCAAUCAACAAAGGAACGUGCUCAUGUAAUUACUUUAACCGGUACUGGAUUUGGAACAUCAGCUGCAUUAAUAUCUAUCAAUAUUGGUGCAACUGCAUGUACUAAUAUCGUCAUUAUUAAUAAUAAUGCAAAUGUAUCAUGUAGUAUUGCCAAGUUGGCAUUUGGAACGUAUCCUGUCACUAUCACUGUACAACCCAACGUCCUUUCUGCCGGUGUUGUAUCUUCCGAUACUGUUACUUAUAGUUCGACCAAAUUGUCUUGCUUGGGACCUGCUCUUCCAGACAAAACCAACAAUCCAGUGGACUGGUGGUUUAUUUAUAAGAUCAAAGGAGAACUCGACGAAUAUUUGUAUAUCGACUCUACAAUGGAUAGAUUCCAGAGACACAGAGAUCUUCAGAACCAUGGUGAUACUGCAAGUAUGAUGACUCCAAUGGAAGCUACCUUCAAGGUAUCCUAUGCCAACUACUACUUUAUGUUUUUCAAUGAUCAACCCAAUUCCAGAACUGAUCAAGGAAAGAGAGGAAAAAGUGAUUCUGGAUUCACCAGUAUGAGAAAAAAUAGCGAUGGAAAAUCAGCCCAUGGUCAUUUCAAGACUAUGGUUUUUUUUGACGACCCUGAUCCAGCUACAAACUUAUCUCCUGGUAUUCAUAUUGCUCAUUCAAAUCCAGCAUUUCCAUCAAAUAAAAAUGCAAAUGCCUAUAAUGGUCCGGCUGAUGGAAUCAAAUUCCUCGGUGCAGCAGAUUUCAAUCAACAUUUCUUUUGUUAUGCGUUCGACAAUAUAGAAACUGCGAUGGAAUAUGUGAUAAAAAAUGAUGGCAAUCUUCAAAGUGAAAUUCAUUUGUUUCCAAAUGUAGCUGGAUGGAAUCAAGCUGAAAUGAAUCGAUAUCCAUACUUCUAUGAUUACGUUUCUCACUACCUUAAUUACCCAGCACGUGUACCAGCUGUCAACACUCCACCAAGAAAGACACCAGUGGAUUUCAUUAAGGCUUGUGAUAGCAUUGUUGCAAACAUCGCGGGACAGACACUGGAAAAUAUUGGAAAUAGUUAUUCGGAUAAUAGAUCUCCAUUCAAAGAUCUUUCCUCAGCCCAAUUGAAUCAAAUUUCGCAAUUCGUUGUAUGGAAAGAAAAAAAAAUCGAUGGCAUAGAUAUUUGGUUAGUUGUUGCUGAUACACUCCGAAAGAAAUAUUUUGUUGAAUUUUUCUUUGCAAUGUCAUCUGUUCAAAUGAAAGUUACAGAGAAAAUCUUAAAUGUAGCUUGUUUCGACUUACCUCCCAACUAUGCUAAAUUGGAUGGAUCAACAAUAUUUACUGAUUAUCAUUUCAGUGGAAGAAAGAAAGAACAUGCAAAAAUGGGAUUUCCAGUCUAUCCAACUUUUGGUGCUAAUGCACUUGGACCAAAUGAAAAUUAUUUCUGCGUUGGUGAUAGCAAUAGACAUAAUGGUCAAGGUUAUCGUGGUGGAGGAGUAAUCUGUAUACAAAAUCCAUAUUUAGUUUAUUUCUUUAAUAGAAUGGUUAGACAAUACAAUACCAUGGAUAUAAAUAAUGUAAUAACAGACAAAAUUGACAGUAUUGGUUUAUUCUAUGGAGUUACUCAACCAAUUAAGGUAAAUAGGGGUGCUUGGACAAAGACAUUCGAAGUUGAAGUCAAGGAUUACAUAAAUGGAAACCACUACUCAAAGCUCCCUAAAGAAAUAUAUCCAAUACUUGCUAGUACACGAACCGCUGCUACAGAUGUUAAUGCAAAGUUCAAUGCGCUUAGAACUAGAAAAACCCAUGCCGUUGGUGUCAAUGGUGAAAGAUCAGUUGUUCCAGUUCCACCAACUCUACCAAACGAACCGGAUAUUUUGAACUAUGUUUCCAAUGAUUUGCUAUCGCUCCAUUACAUUGGGUAUGACCAAACAGUCGGAGCCAUUUGUGAUUACGAUGCAGCAGCGACCGAAUGUACCAAAGCCAUUGCCAGAACCACCAUAAUUCCCACUCUACCCAAUUAUGUUAGACCCAUUUUCCCAACUGUUUAUGAACAUGUAUAUGCUGGUGCGCAACCAUUGGUUACCUAUGACCUGACACAGAACGACCAUUUCAAAUUAAUCAAAUUCACCUCUGAAUUUAUUACGAAGCUUCCAAAUGCCAAGAGAAACUUUUAUCAAUUUCAAAUUGCCCCCGUACCAGCUUUGGCCAACCCUCAAUUCCGACCACCAUUUAUCAUUCGACAAGCCGAUGCUGUAUGUGAAGAGGAAGUUGCUUACUUUAUGACACUUCACUAUAUCUAUUAUCAAUCCGGUGCAUUAGAUCCUGCAUUACUCAUAUAUAAGAUUGGUACUGAUGCACCCAAUUGGGCCAAUGGUGUAAUCUUGGCAAUCUCCAAAAAACUCUAUAGUGAAUUACGACCAAGUUUAACACCUGCUGUUUUCAAUGGUUGUAUGAAUAACAUUUUCCCAGAUUUCCCAAAUAUUGAUACUUACAGAGAAAUUAAUUAUGAUAUGGCCAAUCCAAGUAAUGAUAAACUUGUUAGAAGAAGUGCUGGUGCUGCUUGGGAUUGGAUGGAAACUUCAUAUACAAAUGGAUAUGGUGGUAAAAUCGAUAGAGUAAAUAAUGACCAACGUAUUCUUGUUGCUGAUUUAUUGGAGGCGAUGAUCAAGGCCAGACAGAAUGGACGUAUUCUAACAAUGAAGAACCUCCUGCGAUUCAUUAAUAGAAAGUAUAUUCCAGGUGAAAACUUUGAUGCUAUUCUCGUCAAUAACUAUAUCAUUCCAAGACCACUACCCGUUCUAAGACCAUUGCAAAUGUUAUUUAUGAUGAAUCCAUCAUCAUUUUCACAUUCUCAAUCAUUAUUGACUUCAUCAAAUUCAACAAAUCCUCUCGGUCAGAGACCAUUUAUUGUUCAAGAUGAACGAUCUCUACAACCUGGAGUUCAGCAAUUAUUUUCAGUUCCAUCAAGCUCAAUCAAUUCAACUGAUAUUCUAUCACUAACAGCUUAUCAAAUUCAGAAAUUGGAAUUAUCAUUUGAUAAAUGGAUUAAUGUCAACGGACAAAGCCAAGCAAUCCAAACACUUAUUUUGGAUCCAACCAACCAGGUUAACAAUCAACCAAUUUUGUUUAUCGAUGAACUGAAUCGUGAUUUCGAUGGAAAUGCAGUUGAUCUUAAAUAUCAGGAUAUUGGCUCCACUGGAACAAGAGCAACCAUCGCUUCACCAUUAUCGAUUGUUUCGAUUACUUUCUUCCUGGAGAGUAUUAUCAUAAGUAAAUCAAUUAGCAAAUCACAGUUUGGUGAUUUCGAAGUUUAUUAUCUUCCAAAGAAAAGCAACUACAAUGGUGUAAUCUCUUCAGAUCUCAAUGGAAUGAUAAUCUCGACUUUGAACUCACAAUUGUGUGAUAUUCAAAUGAAUAGUGAAUCGAACUUCCUUUCAAAUAACUUUGACACUAUUUGUUCUGGUAUUGGUCCUGUUAUUACAUCAGUAAAUCAAUUAAGUGGAUCAACCAAUGGUGGAUACAUGAUAACUGUCAGUGGAAUUAGAUUCAACUCAACAAUGACCAUUCUCAUUGGUACAAAUGAAUGUGACUCCACUCAAUUCAUUUCAUCGAGUAAAUUGGCUUGUCAAGUACCCAAAGGUGUUGGUAAAAACAAUGAUAUUCUAUUGUCAACUCCUCAAAUGAUAUUCAAUCUUCAGCGUACCAAAUAUUUGUUCAACUACGAUUCACCAAUAAUCACCAGUGUCCAACCAGAUAUUAUCAACAGUUAUGGAAGUGAUUUAAUGACAAUCUACGGAUCAAACUUUGGUGAUGAUGUAACCAAUGUUAAAGUUCUAAUUGAUGAAAGAUUGGAUUGUUCCCCCAUUGUUAGCUUAACAUCAGAUUCAGUGGCUUGUCUAACACCAUCUGCUAUUGGUGAUCAUAGAUCCAUCACAGUUAUUGUCAAAGAUCAAUCAACAAAAUUGAAUCUCAACACAUUGGAAACACAAUCAUUUAGCUUCAGUGGUCCUCAAAUUCUUAGUUUUAUUCCAUCGUCCGGUGACCCAACCGAUCGUAUUAGAAUUCUUGGUGAUGGAUUUGGACAUGAAGAAGAUUCAGACCUACCUCCAAUCUUAUUCAUUGGUGACAAUAUGGUUGAAAUCACCAACUUUACCAACCAAUUUAUUGAGUUCCAAUUGGAAUACGAAAAUACCAAUCAACCGUUAAUUAUUCAAUCCGGAGACCAAUCCAUACAAACAGAAUUCACUUACUAUCCUCCUCUUGUAACAUUUAUCAACAACUCUAUUGUCAGUACAAGUGGUGGAUUAAUUCAACUGGGAGGAUAUGGUCUUAGUCUUGCAUCUAAUGACUUUAACUUCAAAUUAAAUUCUCAAGAUAUCGAUUGUAAUCCAUUCGAUCUCUUCAUUGAAUGUUUUGUUCCACCAGGUAUCGGAUCCAACUACCUUUUAUCUGCCACCCAAUCCAGUGGUGAAUCAAUUGAAUUUGUAGAGAAUUUCACCAUUUCCUAUUCAGCUCCAAAAAUCACAAGUCACAUUCUCCUCGACUCUUCAAUUCAAAUAAUUGGAAGCAAUUUCGUACCGUUGGAAUAUGGCUUAUCAUUCAACACCAGCACGUCAUUUAUUCGAUUGAAUUAUCAAGAUAUUCACUAUGACGAUUGCACAACAUUCGAAUCAAGCAAACUAGCAGUUUGUAAUUCCAAACUCAAUAUGAAUGAACUUCGUUCAUGGUUGAAUGUUUUAUUCUAA
Molecule: messenger RNA, 8295 nt
Organism: Heterostelium album PN500
Lineage: Eukaryota; Evosea; Eumycetozoa; Acytosteliales; Acytosteliaceae
Product: presenilin family protein
Exons: 15
Coding region: 1-8295 (2764 amino acids)
Biological process (GO): DNA metabolic process; protein processing
Cellular component (GO): membrane; nucleus
Molecular function (GO): deoxyribonuclease II activity; aspartic endopeptidase activity, intramembrane cleaving
Source: RefSeq, a predicted model, not a curated record